AUGCUCUCGCUUGUGCAGCCGCAACUGACGGCUUUGGACAUAUGGGCCCUUGGCAUCACAAUUGUCAUUGGCGGCCAGUACUUUUCGUGGAACGCUGGCCUCGUCGCCGGCUUUUACAGCUACUUUGGCGCGCUGCUGCUCAUGUCAACCGCGUACAUCACCAUGGUGCUCUGCCUCGCCGAGGCGUCGAGCAUGCUGCCGUUCGCUGGUGGCGCGUACGGUCUCUCGCGCUGCUCGCUCGGGUUCUACCUCGGAUUUAUGAUUGGCUGCUGCGAAGCGCUCGAGUAUUUGGCGUACGUGGCAUCGUCCGUGCUCAUGAUGGGACAGAUGCUCGUCAUCAUCUCUCCGUCGCUCAAAGGGUACGAGCCGAUCAUCUGGCUCUGCGUCUACGCCUUAGCCAUCGCCGUGCAUCUCCAUGGUGGCGCCACAUUUUGGUUUGCCAACCGAGUUCUUGCCGCUGUCUCGCUGGCUGUGAGUCUAGUCUAUAUUCUCGGAGGUCUCUUUCUCAUCGAUGGCGACAUCAACGCAACGUCGCCGCUACUGUACGCCUUUAGCUUUUCAGAGGUGCUGGGCGCCCUCCCGCUCACAGCCUGGAUGUUUGUCGGUAUCGAGUCACUCAAUAUGGCCAGCGACGAAGUGCUGGAGCCCAAGACGGUGAUUCCGAGAGGGCAGAUUGCUUGCGUCGUGACGUUGGCGGCGACAGGUCUCGCAACCUAUCUCGUGUCGGCCUUUGUGCCGCCCGGGCUGGAUUCGCUCGCUGUCGCGGUCGUGCCCUUGAACGAAGGGUUUCGACGGCUCUUUGGUCUCUCGGAAGCCACGGCCUGUCUGCUCUCGCUUCCAGCCACAUAUGCGACGAUUUCCGGCUUUAUCUUUCUGACCGGGUGCAGCCUCAGCUACAUGGUCUGCCUCGCAGCGUACUUUGUACCGAGUGUCAACACCCACUUGUUUUCCGUGUGCAUGCUGAGCAGCUUUUGCGCCUACAGCGCGCAGUGCUAUGGGUAUAUCUAUCUUCGUCGACGCUUUCAUCACCUCGAGCGGACGUUUACGAGCCCUCUUGGGGUGCCCGGCGCCGUCUUUGCUUUUUGCGUCUGGCAGCUCAACAUCCUUUCGAUUCUUGGGUUCCAGACAUCACCCGGCGUCGCGUUUGGCGCCUUUGCCGUUCUCUGGUGUCUCCUCACCAUCUACUACUACGCCUAUGCCAAGCACCGCCAAACCAUCUCGGACGACGAGCGCAAGAUCUUAUUUGUUGCACACGUGGCCAACUACAAUGCGUCGCGCGCGACGCAGAUCAAGUCGGGCAAUACAAGCAAACUCAAAAAGUCGGGCCACUCGAGUCGUCGGUUGCUAGGACGGGGUGGCGCCGUCAAGUACCAAAUCAAAGCCUCGAAUCAAACCAACACGCUUACAACGAUAUGCACAGACCACUAA
Messenger RNA from Saprolegnia parasitica CBS 223.65, 1428 nucleotides. RefSeq lists its product as hypothetical. Bases 1 to 1428 code for a protein of 475 amino acids. Gene Ontology annotation, biological process: transmembrane transport. Gene Ontology annotation, cellular component: membrane. Lineage: Eukaryota; Oomycota; Saprolegniomycetes; Saprolegniales; Saprolegniaceae. The record is from RefSeq and is a predicted model, not a curated record. Gene Ontology annotation, molecular function: transmembrane transporter activity. The transcript is spliced from 4 exons.